AUGUCUUCUACAAAGUUCAUCUUGAUUGCAAUUUUCUUCAUCCUGUUAUACACCACAGUAGCCAAAGAUAUUGGGGACCUCGAGAACAAAACCGAUGCAUUUGAUACAAACUCUGGUACUAAUGAAGUCAGCACAGCAACACAAAUCAAUAUGAACAUUAUCACAGAACAGACUACAACAAUAACUGAUAUGAAAGAUGAUGGUGCAAGAUAUACAGCACAUAAAGAUAUUGAGGACAUUACCGAUUACAACACUGAUGCAUUUCUUUCCAUGUCCAAUUCUUAUGAAAACAGCAAAGCAACAGUAAUCAAUGUGGAUGUUAUCACAGAACAAAGUCCAACAACAACAGAUACGAAAGAUGAUGGUGCAAGAUAUACAGCACGUAAAGAUAUCGAGGACAUCGAGAGCAACACUGAUGAAUUUGAUACAAUAUCUGAUCCUUAUGAAAACAGCACAGCAACAGGUACCAAUACAAGCAGAAACACAGAACAUAUUAAUAUAGCAGCUGAUAUGAAAGAUGAUGGUGCAAAAUAUACAACACAUAAAGAUAUUGAGGACAUCAGUGAGAAUAACACAUAUGCAUUUCUUAUGACAUACAUGUUUGAUCCUCAUGAAAACAGCACAGAAACAAGUAUAACUACAAGUAGUAGCACAGAACAGAUUAAUGAAACAACUGAUAUGACAUGUAUGAAGGAUGAUGGUGUAGAGCCUAUAAAUGACACAAUCAAAAUAACUGACAAUGACAACCGAAAUGAAAAUCUGAAUGGUGAUGAGAGAGAUUCAGACAAACUAACCAAUGAAAACAAUGUGAGUUCUCCUUAUCCCGAAGCAAGUGCAAAUGAAAAAAAUGAAAAAGAUGGACUUAAUGUAUCAACAUCCAAUGAAAUAGAAUCUACAAAGACAAAUGAAACUGUUGCACAAGAACAUACAAUAGACGAUUAUUUGGUGUAUGUGAUAUUUAAAUGGGUAUUUAAAAUAACCAUGCCUUUAUGCUUAAUUAUUGGUAUCCCGGGCAAUAUUCUCAACAUUACUAUCUUGUGUCGGAAUCGAUUUAGUGAUAGCUCUCCAUCCAUUGACAUCAUCCUAAUGUCCCUUGCUGUUUCUGAUAUUAUAAGUCUUGCAGUGGCCAUCCCACGUUACAUCAUCUCCUAUGUAGCAGGAUAUGACUUUACAGCUCAUUCAGAUAUUGGCUGUAAACUCUUCAAGUUUCUCAAUUUUGUGUUUUCUGAUUUUUCAUCUUGGCUUGUCAUGCUCAUAUCUCUGGAAAGGUUAGUCGCAGUCGUCUGGCCUUGUCACGUGAAGUCUUGGUGUAGUCACAAAAAGAUAAAGAUAAUCAUUGCUACUUUUCUGGUAUUUCUCAUUGGAAUUAACUUCCAUUUUUUAUUAGGGCACGGUACUGUUCAACAAGUAAGUCACACGAACACGCAGAUCUUUGGCUGUUCAGCUAGGGAACCUGAAUUUAUGUAUUAUCAUGCGGUUAUUUAUCCCUGGAUUGAUUUUACAGUUUUUGCUCUUAUUCCAAUUUCUGUUGUGGUAUUUUCAAACAUGUGCAUCAUUCGAAAGGUCAGCAUUGCAGCUUAUCAAAGACGCAAAAAGAUGGCGGCGAAUUUGGCCAACCCAACAACUUUUACAAAGAAAAAAAAACCUGUAAUCAAACGUGUGACAAUUAUGAUGUUUUUAAUUUGCGGUUUCAUGCUUCUUGCUAUCAUUCCAUCUGUCAUUUAUGAAAUUACGUUUGCAUCUUUGAAACAAAAAGGUGAUCUUAAAAGUUCAGUUAUUCUGGCUGUAAUUGCAUAUUAUGCAAUCGUUUCAUUUUACUGCAACUGUUCUAUAAACUUUUUGCUAUACGUAUGUUGUUCACAGAAGUUUAAGUUAGCACUGAAAAGUUUCUUUUGUAGAUGUACUACAAAUAGUCUUGAAGAAUAAGACAUCGGUGUUAAAGUGUUGUUGAGACCAGGAUGUGAACAUGUUAUGUGUACGAGUUAUCAGAUUAUGUUUUUUACGAAAAAAAUGGCAGCCAUUUUGAAACUCAGGUGCCAUCUUGGAAAUUUCUUCUUGAGCAAAGCUCCUUUCCGUCAACUGGUAUUUGGGUAAACAAAGAUUACAUUUUAACAAAAAAUGGCGGCCAUUCUGAAAAAUACCUUCCAUCCGGAAAAUUUCUUCUCAAGCAGAGCUCCUUUAUCUCUAAGCAUCAGCAUAUAAAAUUUGAACCAAAUCCAUCCACUGGUAUUUUAGUUAUCAAAGAUUACCAUUUUUACGAAAAAUGGCAGCCAUUUUGAAAUUCAGCUGUCAUCUUGAAAAUUUCUUCUCAAACAGAGAUCCUUUAUCCCUAGGCAUAUAAAGCUUGAACCAAAUCUGUCCACUGGUGUUUGAGUUAUCAAAGAUUAAAUUUUUUUACAAAAAAUGGUGGCCAUUUUGAAAUUUGGUAGCCAUCUUGAGUCUUCUUGAGUGGAGCUCCCAUGUCUCUAGGCAUCCAUCAACGGUAUUUGAAUUAUCAAAGGUUAUGUUCUGUUAGGAAGAAUGGCGGCCAUUUUGAAAUUCAGCUGCCAUCUUGAAAAUUCUUUCAUGACCAUAUCUCCUGAGUCCCUAGGUAUCAGCAUAUUAAAUUUGGGCUGAAUCUGUCCUCUGAUACUUGAAUUAUCAAAGAAUACAUUUUUUAUGAAAAAAUAGCCGCCAUUUUGAAAAUUGGUGGCCAUCUUGAAAAUGUCUUUUUUGGCAAAGCUCCUUUAAAGCUCCUAAAAUUUGAACCAAAUCCGUCAACUAGUAUUUGAGUUAACAAAGAUUAAUUUUUUAAAGAAAAAUGGUGGCCAUUUUGAAUUGAGUGGCCAUUUUGAAAAUUUCUUUUUUGAGUUAUUGCCAGGACAAACAAACGGAAGAAGGUCAGAUGAACGGAUGGCUUUCCUAUAUCCCUCUCGAACUUCAUUCGGUGGGAUAGUGACACCAGUCAAUGAAGUUAAAUAUGAAUGACAACCCCCAUAAAAAGUUUAAAAUGAAGACUGAAGUUGAUGGUUGUCACAUCUUUUGGAAAUUUCACAUUACAAUAUCUAUUAUAAACUACACUAAAACAUGAUUUUAAUUGAAAUACGGUCAGUGUGUAUAUUGUCUUUAGAAAAUAUCUAUCACAGUUUUGUGUAAAUAAAUAUGGAUUUAUUUGAAGAAUACAGUAGAACCUGUAUAUCUGAACACCUGGCUAAUCCGAACACCUCCCAAUCUGAACACUUUUUUCGGUCCCAUUUUUUCCUCCCAUUGACUGCCAUGUUAAAAAACCUUGAAAUGUGAACACCUCCCAAUUUGAACAGUGAACAGUCAUAUUUGAAAAAUUCACCUGUCUAAUCUGAACACUUUUCAUAAAAUUUCUAAUGUUUUAUACAAAAUUGCUCAAAUUUUGUCAUGAUAUCAAAACUUUGGGAAAUAAUCUUGAAUGGUCUCAUUCAUAAUGGGGCUUUCCGGCAUGAUUAGAUUCAUUUGAAUCAAAUUUUCAAAUUUCUGGAAUGCCAUAAAGCUAUGUGGUAAAAAGAACUAUAAAUAUUUACCGAGAAUGUGUUCACAUUUCUUCAGAAUCCGGAUUAUUGCGGAUGCAAAAACCUCGAAAUGUGAACACCUCCUAAUCUGAACGCUUUUAUCCGGUCCCAAUGGCGUUCAGAUUAGACAGGUUUUACUGUAGAUAAAACAGGUCUAUCAAUUAAAUUUUGAGAAAUAAUCAUUAUAUCAAGAUUAUUAUUACUUUUAUUUCAAGUUUAAGAUGUAAGAUAAUGGCACAAGUCGGAGACUUCAUUAUUUUGAACAUUUGGCUGAUAGUGAUAGCAAACUACAAUAAUGAAACAAUAAAAAAAAUCAAUGAAUAUAGACAUUAUAUGUGAAGUUAUAAACUUGUUGUAUACGUAAUAAAAAAUUGGAAAUAAAUGAUCUUUAAGACUUUAUAUAUUUAAUACCUUUUGAAUAACUAUCACAGGCAGAAGUGAAAAUAUAUACUGUAUCAAAGUCUUAGUUCUGAAUUCAGAAGGCAAGUUCCUAUAACCAUUUGAAUUCUGUUCUGUGCAGGUCCAGGAGCUAGGCCAAUGAGCUCUCUCUGGAAAAAUGCAUGGUCUGGAUAAUGUAAAAAGUACGCUGCAUGUUGAAAUUCUUCUGGGAUAACUUUCCUCAAUGACAUUAUCCCAUUCUAUGAAUCAUUCACAGCAUAUAUUCACUACAGGUUUUCUCCCAAUGGAGUCAUAUUCUUUCACAAAAGCCACACGACUUCAGGUAGGGACCCAUUGUAGUAGUUCUCAUAACAGGAAUGGCAUGGUGGAAUCUAACAGUGCAUCAUGUUGCUAUUAAAGAUUUCACAGUUGUUGCAAGUUCUCUUAAUUUGCUUUCUUCACUAUUGCAAAGUUCCGAAAUGACUGUAAUAAACUCACUGUUGUUUUGCAUUAGAGUUUUUAGCGUGCCU
This is a messenger RNA of Owenia fusiformis, 4429 nucleotides long. The record is from the annotation of a GenBank genome assembly. Lineage: Eukaryota; Metazoa; Annelida; Polychaeta; Sabellida; Oweniidae.